Molecule: messenger RNA, 1965 nt
Organism: Folsomia candida
Lineage: Eukaryota; Metazoa; Arthropoda; Collembola; Entomobryomorpha; Isotomidae
Product: actin-3
Exons: 3
Coding region: 754-1875 (373 amino acids)
Source: RefSeq, a predicted model, not a curated record
GUUUGUGUUUGUACUUUAUGUAGUUUAUCUGUCAUCUGGACAGAGAUUAGAAAUAUAGUUGAGGUUUCACAGCUAAAUUUAUAAUUUUACUCUUUGUUCCUGUAUGUAUUAAAUAAUGUCAGCAAUUGCAGCAAAUAAAUUUCAAAAGACAUUGUAAUCUAUAUCGUCUAAAAAACUACGUGUACAUUAAAAAUAUAUUUACAUGAAUCAUACAAAUUCCGAAGUGGAACUAUUUAGUUCAUGAGUAAAAUUAUUUCAAGGACAAGGUUCAUUUUUAGUUAUUAUUUAAUGGAUUGUAUUAGUAUGUAGUUAACUUCGCGUUUUCAGAUUUGUAAAAAGACUUGUAUCAUAAGUAUUUUGUAAAACGUAAUGGAAUGGUAUGUAAUUGAGAUUCUCAAUCUGAGAAUUGGCUUCUGCUAAUCUAUUUUGCAGAGCUAGAUUAUUCAGCCGUAAACACUGUUUUAUGUAUUAACCUUGCUGUUGCUUAAUUAAAUACCAAACUUGGGAUCAUACUUUUACACUGGUUCUCAUUCAUUUGACCAUCCAACCAUAUUGCGUGGAUAUCGAGGAAAUCAAAAUGAGUUAUCUUAUCAUAAUAUUUUUAUCUGUUCUUUUUUUCUUAUUAUUAUUGCAACACCUGUCAAACAAACAUGUAGAUAUGUAUAACUAAUUUCUGGACACGUAGCACAUCCUAUCCUAAAAAUACAGCAAAUGUUUAACUAUUUCCGUGCGGAACUACAUUAAAACAUAGAAAUGUGUGAAAGGACAAUUGUAGUGGACAAUGGGAGUGGUUCAAUAUAUGCAGGUUUUGCGGAAGAAGAGGACCCAAUUUCAACUUUUCAAAAUUUUACGAGGAUCAAAAAAGCAGGAGAUCGCCAAACCCAGUAUGGCGACUCUUGUGGAGAUUUUUCUGACGCUGUGAAAUACCGAAACUUCGUUGACGAAAUAACGAAUGGAAACGUUAAAAUUAAUUACCCCAUGGAACGAGGAAUCGUUGUUGAUUGGGACGGGAUGGAGGCAGUUUGGAGCCAUACUUUCUCCAAAGUGUUGAACGCCAAGCCAGAAGAAUGCAAUCUGCUCAUUACCGAAGCCACAAUGAAUCCGAAACCAAAUCGAGAAAAAAUGGCACAAACUCUUUUUGAAAAGUUUGGCUUUCCGGCAAUAUCCAUAGAACAGGCAGGGAUUCUACCACUUUAUUCUGCCGGAUUGACUACGGGCGUGGUUCUGGAUUGUGGAGAUGGCGUUGUCGAAACUGUACCUGUGUGGGGAGGGUAUCCAAUUUCCGAUGCUAUUAAACGAGUCAAUAUCGGAGGUCGAGAUAUUUCUGAGCUUUUGGGGAAACUAUUACAAGAAAAGGGCCACGCCUCCAAGCAGUUAGAAAUACUCAGGUUCAUCAAAGAAAACACUGCAUAUGUUUCCGAACGAAGUGGUGCUGGUCACCCGUCCACGUCUCGUGACAUUUUUGAACUCCCAGACGGGGAAAUCAUUACAAUUGAAGAUGAAAUAAGGCAUCGUUGUUCUGAACUCUUGUUUAACCCAUCCAUGCUGGAAGAAAGCGACAAAAUCGGAGUUCAUGAAAUGCUGUAUAAAUCCAUCAUGAAAACUAAUAUGGAUAUUCGAAAGGAUCUUUAUGGUAACAUUGUCCUUAGUGGCGGAUCAACAUUAUUUCCUGGAUUUGUAGAAAGACUUUCCAAGGAAAUUGCUUCCUUACUACCUCAGAAGGCCAAGCUAACGAUAAGGGCUUCCCCCGACAGAAGAUAUGCCACCUGGAAGGGUGCGUCCGUUUUGGCCUCGCUCUCCAACUUUAGCAGGUUGUUGAUAUCUAAGCAAGAGUAUGACGACGUAGGUCCAGUCAUCAUGCACAAACACAAAUAAAUAACAAAUAACUACGAAAAUACAUAUUUUUUGACUAAAUAAAACCCACACAAUGUUAAGCAUUGUCAUUCUCCCAUCACUAUCACCGAA